This is a messenger RNA of Klebsormidium nitens, 1867 nucleotides long. The record is from the annotation of a GenBank genome assembly. NCBI's taxonomy places the organism in Eukaryota, Viridiplantae, Streptophyta, Klebsormidiophyceae, Klebsormidiales, Klebsormidiaceae.
GUGAUGCGCUGGAGGACUUGAAGCAAGCAUGGCGGCCCGCCUUUUGCAGCCCGUCGCUGCUCGAGUGAAACUCUGUUCAGAUCUCGCCAAGGACCUGCGGGGUUGGAUCGCGGCGUCCCAGCAUCAAGUUCUCAGCACCGAGUCUUCUGUGAGAGGCCCGGAGGCGCACCUGCACACUCGUUGCGGCGAUGAAAGAGAUGCACAGUGCAGCUAUGAAAUGCCUACCCCAAAUCGAGACUCAGGUUCUGGCCGGCAGGAUGGGUGGCACAGAGCGACCAGUGGCCUUGGGGGCCAGUGGCGCCACUGUUCCACCAGCGGAAGGGCUUUUGGCGCUCCAGGGGGCGUGCGACACUUUCAUGCCACGGGAACUGGUGUAAAGCUUGCGCCAAAAAAGGACUUUUACGAGGUCCUAGGAGUGAAGAAGGGGGCAUCAACGAGCGAGCUGAAGAAAGCCUAUCAUAAGCUUGCGAAGCAGUUUCAUCCGGACAUCAACAAGGACGACCCGUCCGCCAGCAAAAAGUUCCAAGAGGUUCAGCAGGCCUACGAUGUCCUGAAAGACGAUGAGAAGCGCAACAUGUACGAUCAGCUGGGGCCGGACGGGUUUCAGCAGGCUGAGUCUGGGGGCAUGCCAGGUGGCGGCUUCCAGGGGGGACCAGGCAUGGGGGGAUUUGACAUGGGCGGCUUUGGCUUCGACUUCAGGCAGGGCGGAGGAGGGGGCUUUGAGGAUCUCUUUGGAAAUAUGUUCAACAUGGGGGGACGAGGGCAGCGGGGGCCGAUUAUGGGGCCGACUGUCCAGGUGCAAAUAACGCUCGACUUUAUGGAUGCAGUGAAAGGGACGGAAAGAGACAUCUCGUACGAAGCGCCAGCGCGAUGCAGGACCUGCAGCGGCACAGGUCUUCCGCCGGGAGAGAAGCCGGUUACGUGUAAAGACUGUAAAGGAUCCGGCCGGAUUCAGCAAGGGGGUCGCGGUGUCAUGAUGGAGUAUCUCUGCCCCACGUGUCAAGGCACCGGCACGAUCGUCAAGAAUCAUUGCCGGACCUGCGCUGGGGAAGGGGUCGAGUUACAGGUGAAGCGCACCAGAAUCAAGAUUCCUGCAGGCAUCGACACUGGCCAGGAGAUGAAGCUGGUGGGGCAGGGGGGUGAAGCGCCCGGGAAAGCACCCCCCGGGGACCUGGUCGUGAUAGUGGCGGUGAUGGAGCACCCGGUGUUUAAAAGGCAGGGCUACGACAUCCACGUGGAGGCCAGCGUCAGCAUGACGCAGGCCGCCCUGGGGGCUAAGGUCCGAGUGCCCACGUUGACUGGCGACGUCCUGCUGAAGGUCCCAGAGGGGACCGAAGCCGGCGACCAAACAGUAAUGAGAGGGAAAGGUAUCAAGCACAUUCGCCAGGAUCGGUAUGGUAACGAGUUCGUGCAUUUCCACGUGGUCACGCCAAAGAAGCUCACGAGCCGGCAGCGGCAGCUGCUGGAAGACCUUUCGAAGGAGUUCGGGGAACGAGAAGGGGACCAUCAAAGCGAGGAGAGGGCAGCAAGCGGCUAGGGCUGGAGCGCGCUCAAGGAACUUAAGCAGGCUGGGGUGCCUGCAUGUCUGCCCGAGAUCAAGGGCGCAUGUGCUACUACUGUAACUGCAGCCAGACUUUCACUGUCAUACAUGCGCUAUUCCUCUCCAUGGCCAACCAAAUGAAGGUUGGUUAACACUGUAGUAAGCGCAAAUUUCAUUGAGCUUAUAGCAUGCGCAGAAUAACAAAAUCUGUGAAUUGCAUUAGUUGUACGUUUUCCGCUAUAUGUGGCAAACUUAAUCAGAAGCUGCUGCAGUCGGUGACAUUACCUCAAGUCCUGGACUAUGUAUAUAGAUUGCCUGCGGAUCGAG